GAUCUUAGACGCGAUAGGAAAACUAUAGAAGAGCUUCAAAAGACUAACCAGCGUCCUGUUACCCCAGAAGAGCCUAACACAUCUCCCAGGGAAUGGCUAUCGGUCAAAAGAUUGGAGCUCGUCACUACCUCGAAUGCUCUGCACGGACUGGCGAAGGUGUCCGUGAGGUCUUCCAGUACGCCACCCGUGCCGCCCUCCUCUCCCGCAGCAAAGGCAAGGCGAAGAAAUGUGUUCUUCUCUAGGACACUAGGUCACAUUACACCCAAUGUCCCAGAAGUUAGUUUCUUCCAAUAA
Messenger RNA from Acaulospora colombiana, 294 nucleotides. Lineage: Eukaryota; Fungi; Glomeromycota; Glomeromycetes; Diversisporales; Acaulosporaceae. The record is from the annotation of a GenBank genome assembly.